This is a messenger RNA of Verruconis gallopava, 1344 nucleotides long. RefSeq lists its product as uncharacterized. Gene Ontology annotation, cellular component: vacuolar membrane. NCBI's taxonomy places the organism in Eukaryota, Fungi, Ascomycota, Dothideomycetes, Venturiales, Sympoventuriaceae. Gene Ontology annotation, biological process: amino acid transmembrane transport. Gene Ontology annotation, molecular function: amino acid transmembrane transporter activity. The coding region runs from base 1 to 1344 and encodes 447 amino acids. The record is from RefSeq and is a predicted model, not a curated record. The transcript is spliced from 2 exons.
AUGAACAAAGAAUAUAGCGAGCCCUUCGUCGAGCAGCACGGCAUUGAAUACAAUUCAAGAGCAUACGACGAUCAGGAUCCUUUUGGUCAUGAAGCGGGUCAUCAAAUCAAAUACAAGACGCUCUCAUGGCAGCUUGUCGCAGUGCUGAUGAUAGCCGAGAUUGUAUCUAACGGCAUGCUGUCCCUGCCAUCCUCUCUCGCCGUUGUUGGCAUCGUGCCGGGAGUGAUUUUGAUCGUGUUCUUGGGCAUAUUCGCGACGUACACGUCUUACUUGCUCGUGCAGUUCAAGCUUCGUCAUCCCGAGGUCCAUUCCAUGGGAGAUGCUGGUUAUAUCCUUUUCGGGCCGGCUGGACGGGAGCUGCUUGCUUUUGGGACCAUCGUCUUUGCCGUCUUCGCCACUGGGGGCCAGCUUCUCGCCGGACAGAUCGCGCUGGCCGCGCUGUCGGACAACAAACUGUGCUUGAUGUUGUACACGGGCAUCUUUGCCGUCCCAACUCUGCUCCUCUCGUUCCCGCGCACUCUCGACGGCUUGUCGUGGAUCAGCAUUCCCUCAGUGUUAAGUAUUCUAAUCGCCGGAAUCGUUGGUAUGGUCGGCGCAGGCAUCCAUCCAGCAGUCAAUCAUCACAUCGACGUGGUGAAAACAACGUCGUUUUACACCGCAUUCAUAAGCAUUACCAACCCAGUUUUUGCAUAUGCCGGCCAUUUCAUGUUCUUUAUCUUGGUUUCUGAGAUGAAGCGGCCUCAGGAUGCGAUGAAAGCAGCUUACACUCUGCAGGGAUUUGCCACAACCUUCUAUGCUGUCUUCGCCGUCGUCUGUUACGUCUACCUCGGAAAUGGAGUCGCCAGUCCUGCUUUCAGCUCACUGGAGACCAAGUGGGCAAAAGCUGCAUAUGGAAUUGCCAUUCCGAACUUCUUGAUCGCGGGGUCGUUGUACGCACACACGGCUGCAAAGUUGAUUUUUGUCCGUCUGUUCCGCAAGAGCAAGCAUUUACAUUCGCACACUUUCCUCGGGUGGGGAACCUGGUUUUCUCUAUGCUUGAUAAUGAAUGCUGCCGCAUUCGCAUUGGCGGUAGGAGUGCCAAUAUUCAAUUAUCUGAUUGGAAUCGCCGCAUCCUUGUUUGCUUCAUGGUACACCUAUGGAAUCGCGGGAGCAUUCUGGCUCCACGACGCUUAUUAUGACGGUGAUGGACUCCACACGUGGAUCAGAAAAUGGCCAAAGGCAUUACUGGCUACGGCUACAUUCGUUGCCGGUGCUUUCAUCUGUGUUGCUGGCACCUAUGUUACCAUUCGCGGUAUUGUAGAUGCUUAUAAUACCGGCAGUGUGGGAAAACCCUUCAGUUGUUGA